AAGCAGAGAAGAAUGCUCUCUCACAGCAAUAAUCACGUCGGGUCGAUAUGGGGGUUGACGCGUGCGCCGAUGCUCGAUGCAUCGAGACGCUGUUCCCUCAGUACUUUUGAUAGUGGCGAUAUCAGCAAAAACCCUGGUACGAGGGUAAGGAACGAACGGACGACGUGAUUGUGUGGAAAAAUGUUCGAGCUUUAUGGUGUCGGUAAGGAUGGCAUGGUUUAUCGGUCUCCACCACCAAGAAGAAAAGAAGUCGACAUCCUGGAAACUUGCUUGCAACUCUCCUCACCAGAACUUAUGAGAAAAUUGCCCAACGGCGAUGCACUUCACCAUAUCAAGGAUACGGGUGUUUCAACUUCCUUCAACAAAGCUAAAGAACCGCUAAGAGAGAGCAGACGAAGUGUUGUAAGAAGAUGGGUGGUAAUGACUGGAUUCUUCUUCCUCGGAUGUGCCUUAGUGGCUGGAGUAGGUCUGCCUCUCGCCUUGGAACUUCGAAGCUCUCACUUGUUGGAAGCCAGACUGCAGGUAGUCCGAAGAAUGCUGUCAGAGAUUCCUCUGAUUGAUGGGCAUAACGACUUUGCCUGGAAUCUACGAAAGCACAGCGGCAGUACGAAGCUAGGUAACUUCCCCUUCGACGAAGAUUUGUCGCGCAAUGCCAGCUGGGGUCCGCAGUGGCAAACAGAUCUGAUCCGUCUAGAACAGGGGAUCGUUGGCGCGCAAUUCUGGUCGGCCUAUGUGCCAUGCGAGGCGCAAUUCCUUGAUGCCGUGCAACUCACCCUCGAGCAGAUCGACAUCGUGCGCAGACUCACGUCGCGCUACCCCAAGCGAAUCAAGCUGGUGACAACGAGCGGCGAGCUGGAGAAGGCGCAUCGAGACGGAGUGAUCGCCAGCCUAGUAGGGAUAGAGGGUGGUCACAGUAUCGGCACUUCCAUGGCGGUGCUGAGGAGCUUCCAUCGGCUGGGCGCGCGCUAUAUGACCCUGACCCACAAGUGCAACACGCCAUGGGCAGACUCAUGUUCCGUUGACGAUCCGAACUCGGACGCACCCUCUGAUUUCCACAGCGACGGCCUCUCGGCGUUCGGUAAAGCGGUUGUUCGGGAACUGAAUCGGCUCGGUAUGCUCGUGGAUCUUUCGCACGUCUCGGUGAGAACGAUGAGGGACGCUCUCGCGGUGACAAAGGCGCCGGUCAUAUUCUCGCAUAGUGCCGCUAAAGCACUCUGCAAUUCCUCUAGCAACGUCCCGGACGAUGUACUACGGAAUUUGUCUCUCAAUGGUGGUCUGGUUAUGGUCAGUUUCGACAGCGCGCAUUUGAGCUGCGGCGAUAAAGCUUCUAUGUAUGAUAUCAUAGCUCACAUCAAUCAUAUAAGACGAACAGCUGGCGUGAAUCAUGUGGGUCUUGGUGCUGGUUACGAUGGGAUAUUGAGACCACCGACGGAAUUGCCGGACGUUUCCGGUUAUCCCUUGCUGCUGGCCGAGCUGACUAGAGAUCGUAGAUGGUCCGCGACCGAUAUAAAGAAACUUGUGGGUGGAAAUUUGUUACGCGUCCUCAAGGAAGUGGAGAAUCAUGCAGCGACUCUCUCGCAUCAGUUUCCGGCAGAGGAGUGGAUUCCUCAGGAACUCAUCGAUGAGAGCGCGUAUUGCAAAUAUCACGACGCGUAAAAGAUGUCUUUCGCUCGCGUCUACGACUAUUUUCGACGUACGACUGGCUGUCAUUUCAAUUCUACGAAUCAUUCCCUCGCUAAAAAAAGUACGCACUUUGAACUGUAUCGUCUUUGUACCUGGAGCGCUCUCUUCAACUGUUUUACAUUUUUAAUAAAAUACCUAGC
Molecule: messenger RNA, 1823 nt
Organism: Formica exsecta
Lineage: Eukaryota; Metazoa; Arthropoda; Insecta; Hymenoptera; Formicidae
Product: dipeptidase 1-like
Exons: 9
Coding region: 181-1656 (491 amino acids)
Biological process (GO): proteolysis
Molecular function (GO): metallodipeptidase activity
Source: RefSeq, a predicted model, not a curated record